Molecule: messenger RNA, 1478 nt
Organism: [Torrubiella] hemipterigena
Lineage: Eukaryota; Fungi; Ascomycota; Sordariomycetes; Hypocreales; Clavicipitaceae
Source: the annotation of a GenBank genome assembly
CUGUGUGUUCCUGCAGAACUGCAAUUCCUAUAAAAAUACUCACUAAAAAUAGGAAACAAAGAAAGACAAAUAAAGAUGCUUCUCCAGACUGCAACAGCCCUGCUAAGCAUUGUGGCUUCGGCUACCGCCGCCACCGUCCCUACCAGCAACGUCAAGGGCGCCGCCUUUGACCGCUUGGCCAUUAUCUACUUUGAAAACGAAAACUAUGCCAAGUCUGCUGGCGACACCAACUUUGCAUGGCUCGCUAAGAAGGGUAUCAAGCUCACCAACUACUUUGGCGUCACGCACCCUUCUCAGCCCAACUACGUUGCUUCGGUUGGCGGUGACUACUUCGGUCUUCCGGGUGACGGCCACGCGGAGCUGCCCUCCAACGUGGCCAGCAUUGUCGACCUGCUCGAGUCCAAGUCCAUCUCGUGGGCACACUACCAGGAGGACAUGCCCUACACCGGCUUCAUGGCCGAGAGCUACAAGAACCAGAAGAACGGCCGCAACGACUACGUCCGCAAGCACAACCCUGCAGUGCACUACCACAGCGUCACCGACAAUGCUGCCCGCCUCGGCCAGCUCAAGAACCUGUCCCGCACCGACACCAAGCACUCCGAAUUCCACAAGGACCUUGCAGCCGACAAGCUGCCCCAGUGGAUGUUCAUCACCCCCAACAUGACCUCGGACGGCCACGAUACCGAUGUUGCCACCGGCGGCCGCUGGUGCCGCUCCUUCUUGGAGCCUCUCCUCACCGAUGCCAAGUUUAUGAAGAACACCAUGGUCCUCAUUACUUGGGAUGAGGCUGAGAUUACCCCCAACGCCCCCAACCAGAUCCUCGGCGUCUUGCUUGGCGAUGCUAUUCCCUCCAACCUCGUCGGCACCACCGACAACAGCUUCUACACCCACUACUCUUCCAUUGCUAGUGUGUCUGCCAACUGGGACCUGCCCACCCUCGGCCGUUGGGACGUCGGCGCCAACGUCUACCAAUGGGUUGGCAACAAGACGGGCGAUGUCAUCCGCACUUGGGACAGCUCUUCGAACCAAAAGAACCACUACUACGCCACCCCGUACGCUGGCUACCUCAACCCGGACAGCGACAACCAGCAGAUUCCCAAGCCUUUCCUCGACUCCAACGCCGCUGGCCGUCCUGUCCUUAAGUCGAUUGUCGAUGCUUGGUCCAACAGUGAUGCGCCCUCGUACUACUCGGACACCAUUGAGGUCGCUGACGGCCGUAACCCUCCCGAGGGCUACGAGUCCUAAAGAGUGACUUAGUUAGGGUAGUCAUCGACUGGACUUUGAGUCAUAUAUUCUUCUCCUUUCUGAAAAAAAAAAGACAAGUUGGAACCUUCUUGUACAUACCAUGUGGCUUUGGCUAGAGGACACCGGAGUUGUCCGCAUCAAGCAUUGCUAAUGAUGGCCACUUAUAUACUGCCUACAAAUAAAAGCAUAUUUUAUACAUGCUCAUAUUUUCUGUAAUUUUUCUAAAUCAAGGC